AUGUCUGGGUAUACACCGGACGAGAAGCUCCGUGCUCAGCAGCUUGCUACGCUCCGGAGACAGUGGUUGAAGGACCAAGAGCUCAGCCCGAGAGAACCCGUCAUAAAAGCGAAACCCCCGGGCGCCAUCGAGAGGUUCUGGAAUGGUUUCCUGCAGCCCAAGAGCCUGUGGAGGCUUUACGUGAGUGUUUAUACUCAGAAACAUGGUCCUGAUCCGAAAACUAUAGCUACACCUGUGAGAUCUGGACAAAUAGAGUCUACAGAUCCCUUCAAACACUGUUUCCUCCAUAUAUAUUUGAAAUUUGUUAAUUUGUUUACGAUGAUAACGCCUGCGUGUCACUCCACUAUCGUUUAACAGUCUUAUUUUUACCCUUUGGCCUUUUAGAUGAUACCACUGUGCACUAUUUUAGAAAGAUUAACUGUAAUUAUAUGUUUCAGAUGCAAUUAGAAAGAAUAGAUGAUGAAAACAACUAUAACCUAUGGCCCCCUUUUAUCAAGACAAGUCAAUGGUUGUGAAACAAAGUCCAAUUUUAUUGUUUUUUCCUGCUAAUUUUUGUGAUUCCAAGUUAUCAUUACUAUAACCAUGAUUAUUAUUUUGUCCUGAUUUUAUUAUUAUUAUUAUUAUUAUUAUUUUUUUAUUAUUGUCCUUUUUUGUUACAUUUCUUUUUCUUACCUAUUUUAUGUUUUUAUUUUGGUCCUCAUGGUCUCAUUUUAUGUUGUAGGGUUCUUGUAUUACCUGGGGUCCUUAUGAAAAAUGAGAUUGGCCUUCAAUUUGGAGGCCUUGUUUUCAACUGAGCAAUUUUUUUUUUCUUUGUUUUUAUUUCCUUGUGCUGAUGUUCUGUGCUCUAUGACUAUUUGUUGAAGCACUUUGUAAACUUCUGUUUUUAAAAGUGCUAUAAAAAUAUUUUUAUUAUUAUUAUUAUUAUUAUUAUUAUUAUUAUUAAAGUUAUUAUUAUAAAUUAGGGAGAAAGGGUGGAGAUCAACAGCUUUGAUCAGGUUUUGACUGUUAUGAUGGCAUCUGUGUUUUUUUAUUCAUGUGUUAUUGUGAAAAUGCAUCAUUGAUACUUCCUGGUCUCCCUUUGUAAUCUUUGAGUUGCUUGGACCCACAUCAUGAUCCACCACAGUCACAGUGGUUCAUUGUACUAGGUUGAUUUUUAUUUUCAAAAGAAAAACAUUAACUUUAUCAUAGUACGCAGUUAUAUUUCUUGCAUAAUUUUCUUUCCCACCACUUGUUGAAGUAUACAUCAUCUGUUUUAACACUGAGAAUAAGCAGUGUAAGUAAUGAGCGCUUCUGUUCUGUCAAUUCUAAGCUUCCUCUAAUUGUGUAUCUUUUUACAGACCUUCAAAGCAUACAGAGGUGGAGUCUCCACACUAACCCAGCUGUUGAUACCCCUCUGGGUUAUCCACUACUUUGUGAAAUACCAUCUGGCUGUAAGUGAACAUGAAAUCAAACUAUUUUUGAAUGUGAUCUUAUGUAAUUAAUUUUGUUUCUUUAUUAUUAGCUUUGAUAAAGCAUUAGAGUUAAUCAUCUUGGUAGGAUAACAGCCAAGAAAGGGAUUCCUUCUAUGAAGUUGGGAGGGAAAUUUUAAUAAUGUGCCCACUUAUUAAUAAGAAGGCGUACUAAAUAAUCAUGUCCUUUUCCUCCACAGACUACCCCAUGUGGUAUUUUGAACAGAAAGCCCCAUAUAUAUCCAGUAAGUAUGACUAAUCCUACAUGUCUUGUACCUGUCUUGGACAUUCAAUUGAAAAAAACUCUUAAUUACCAUACCCUUGUAUGCUAAAUACCAGCUUUCUUAACUUAAGUAUAGCAAGAUCAGUGUCCAUGUGUGUGAUUUCACUUAAUAACACCUGCUGUGUUGAAGAGUUGCUUCUUUUUUGUUCCAGUAAAGGAGAUUUUGAAGUUUUUGUCUUUCAUUGUGUUUAGGGUGACACGAUCCUUGAGACCGGGGAAGUUAUUCCAGAUCUCCCUGAGAGCCAUGGUCAUCACUAA
This is a messenger RNA of Xyrichtys novacula (pearly razorfish), 1989 nucleotides long. Lineage: Eukaryota; Metazoa; Chordata; Actinopteri; Labriformes; Labridae. The record is from the annotation of a GenBank genome assembly.